This is a messenger RNA of Trichobilharzia regenti, 3000 nucleotides long. The record is from the annotation of a GenBank genome assembly. NCBI's taxonomy places the organism in Eukaryota, Metazoa, Platyhelminthes, Trematoda, Strigeidida, Schistosomatidae.
AUGGGUAAUGCAGCAAAAUAUCGUGAAAUUGGUCGCUCGAUGGGUGUACUUAUGUCAGAUGAAGUUUUUCAUGAUGUGGCCUACAAGGCUCGAUCUAGAACUGAUUUAUUAGCUGGCUUAGAUGAAUUUUUAAGUGCGGCCACUGUACUACCACCUGGAGAAUGGGACCCAUCAAUACGUAUUGAACCUCCUGCAUCAGUCCCUUCACAAGAUAGUAGAAAGACUACAGUGAGCAAUGGUCCCCAGUCAACAGUAAGUCAACCGGCUCAGUCGGUUGUCUCUGAACCUGGUGUAGCAGUAGUCGAACAACUUCACGCUGGUGGAGAUAAACUUGCUAGUCUGUGUUUAGCAGCUGUGGGAAAUGCUACGCAGCAACAACACACAGCGGAUGGUUCUACGAAGCCUAUUAGUCUAGGUGAUUCAAUGCAUAAGUCAAAAACAGAUCUUGCUCGUAGUCCUGGUAGUCGUUUGGAGUUAACAAAUAUAGAGUCUGGAGGUGGCGGAGGUGGGGCUGAUGAUCAUGCUGGUGGUCAUGGUCAUGACCCCGCAUUAAAUCGAACUGGCCGUAUUUUCGGUGGGCUUAUACAAGAUAUUAAACGUCGUGCUCCACACUACAUAAGUGAUUUCACGGAUGCUAUACAUGUCCAGUGUUGUGCAAGUUUUAUCUUCUUAUACUUUGCUUGUUUAACACCUAUCAUCACAUUUGGUGGGUUAUUGGCUCAAGCAACUGGAGGUUACCUAGGGACUAUUGAAAGUAUCCUAUCGGGUGCUGUUGUCGGCAUAACCUAUGCUUUAUUUUCUGGACAACCGCUAACUAUUAUGGGUAGUACUGGUCCUGUACUAGUAUUUGAAAGUAUUAUCUUCAAGUUAUGCACGCGAAUGGCUUGGUCGUAUUUAAGUUUUCGGUUAUGGAUUGGUAUUUGGGUAUCAAUCGCUCUGCUUAUCAUGGUUGCACUCGAUUUAAGCGCCCUAGUCAAGUUUAUAACACGUUUCACUGAAGAAUCAUUUGCUUCAUUAAUUGGUCUAAUAUUUUUCAUUGAAGCACUGAAGAAAACUUAUGCUAUAUCAAAGAAACAUAAAGUUGAUUUAGCUUGGUCACCAGAUCUAAUUGAUAAACAUCAUUGUGCAUGUCUUAAACCACAAAAUCAAACUGACUAUCAAACACUAUCAACAAUGUAUGAAAAUCACCCGCUAACUUAUAUCCCAUUGCUUGGAUUCAAUUCAUCAUCACCAUUUGAAGCAGAAUCUCUAGCAGAUUUAGCUGAUAAAAAAAUCGAUUGGGAGGCAAUUUCACGUGGUCGUUAUUCGUGGAAAUCACAAGAAUAUCAAGAUCUGUGUGUUCAGUUGAAUGGUACUUGGACAGGGACUAGUUGUCGACCAUUCUAUGUACCCGAUGUCUUUUUCUUCUCGUGUUUACUAUUUGUAGCAACAUUUAUCUUAGCCUUUUCAAUGAAGUCAAUGCGUAAUUCCCCCUUCUUUCCUAAUCGUGUGCGGUCAUUAAUAUCAGACUUUUCAGUUGUCUUAGCUAUUGCCAUCGGCACUACAACGGACUUUUUAUUGAAUUUACACACUCCCAAGUUGUUAGUGCCAACAACAUUCGAACCAACAUUGGGCUACAGUAAACGUGGUUGGAUUGUACCUCCAUUUGAUAAUAAUCCUUGGUGGACAUCUAUUGUUGCAUUGGGACCGUCUUUACUCGCUGUCAUCUUAAUAUUCAUGGAUCAACAGAUCACAGCUGUUAUUGUUAAUCGAAGAGAACAUAAACUAAAGAAAGGAGCAGGAUAUCAUUUGGAUUUAUUAGUAGUAUCCGUAACAAUAUUAAGCAAUUCAAUACUUGGUAUCCCAUGGUUUGUAGCAGCUACUGUCCUAUCAAUUAAUCAUGUAUUAUCAUUGAAAAAAGAAUCAGAAACUAAUGCUCCAGGUGAACGACCAGUUUAUUUAGGUUGUAGAGAACAACGUGUCACUGGAGUAUUAAUAUUCUUAUUCAUUGGCCUAUCUGUAUUUAUGACCCCAUUGUUAUCACGUAUUCCAAUGCCUGUACUCUAUGGUAUAUUUUUAUUCAUGGGAAUAUCAUCAAUGUAUGGUAUACAAAUGUUUCAACGUAUUAGCUUACUAUUCAUGCCGGUUAAAUAUCAACCAGAUUAUCCAUAUUUAAGACAUGUUUCUCUUCGUCGAGUUCAUUUAUUUACUGCUAUACAAGUUACGUGUUUAGUCAUGUUAUGGGUUAUAAAAUCUAUUGAUGUACUGGCUAUACUCUUCCCAAUUAUGGUAUUGGCAAUGUGCUUUAUACGUAAAGGAUUAGAUUUUAUAUUUACUCAGGAAGAAUUAAAAUGGUUAGAUCAAAUUCUACCAAGUACUAAACGUAAACCAUUUCCGCGACCAAUUGCCUCUGCACCAAGUGCUACUGAUUUUGGUAAAAAUGCCAAGUUUUCAAGCAAUACGAAUCUUUUACAAGACAAAAAAGUCUCCAGAUCAGAAGAAAAGCGUAUUAAUAUUACUGAAGAAAUGUCGAAAACGUCUAUUUGGCGCCAAUUGAGCGGUACAGAUAUAAACAAUGAAACGAACAAAUAUAAUAAACCAAAAGAUACAAAAACACGACAUCGUAAGGGGAAGAAACCUUCGUCAUCUUCAUCACCAUUUGGGGGAAUGACAACACUGGCAGAUGAUGACACCACAGAGUCUUAUCAAACAGCAACUGAAACAAAUCAUUUAUCGAAUACUUCCAAUGGUACUACUUCUACUGCUGCUAAUAAUGAUGUUAAUAAACCAUCAUCACCGGCAAAACGACAACAAACACCAGUUGUAUUCUGUAUUGAUCCAAAAGAUGCAAAGAAGUCAUCCACCAACAUCUCAUCGUCAUUGAAACCGUCAACCACCAGUGAUGAUAAUGACAGCAGUAGUAAUCAUCCUCUAUUGGAUACACCGAAGAUAACUAUCAAUCCACCGUCGAAUCAAGGCUCACCAGAAUUAUCUCAGAGAAAAAAUGUACAACGCAUUUAA